AUGACUCGUGUCAAUGAAAAGGAUCUCCUGGCGGUUAUAAUGCUCGAGACCGCCAAGACAACGGAGCCAUAUCCUAACAAGGAUAAUUUCAAGAAGUUCGCACGUGAAACAGGAACUAAAGCCUCCGCUUCUUCCUACAUCAAAACAUUCCGAAGAAUUGUGGACACUCUCGACACAGUCCGCAACUACAGUCUGGAAGAGAAAGCGCGGAUGCUGUUUAUGACGAGCACUCCGGUUGACGAGAAUAUGCUGGAGGAAAUGAGAGAAAUUGCGGUUAUUGAAGUAAACGAAGAUAAUCAAAUCAUGUCGUAUAAAUCGAAACAAGGACCGGAAGCGUUUCAAGGACAGCCAUGGAAGUUAAGGAAGAGAAGGAAUGGACAUAAAGUAAAGAAGAGCAGGCCGCAAGCAGCAGAUGAAAGUUUAGAGGAGUCCGAUGAAGAAGAGGUACUUGGAGCAGUUGUGGGACAAAAUGAAGAUUUGAAUGACUUGCAGGAGGAGCCAGAAUCCGAUCAGGUUGUUGAGAAAAGUGGAGAUACAGAAGACGUGGAGGACCCACUGAAUGAGCACGUGGAGGAUUCUGAGGUUCUGGAAGGAGCUGAUAACACUAUCAAUGUGAACUAUUCGGAUGAUCGUCAAUUGCCAGAAGAAGACUAUCAAGUGGAUACAGGUCUUGAUGGCAUUGUAACAGAACUUAUUCCAGAGAAUCUCAAUGAAAUUGUGGAAAAGUCUGAUAAGAUUCCAAAAGAAACCGAUGUAGCAGUCGAUGAAAUUGACAUGGAUUUUUUUCGGAAACAGUACUAUGAAGACUUGGAGGUUAUGGAGUCCCUGGAUCUGCAUAUGUUGGAUGUUGAUGAAGAAUGCGUCAAUGAAAACACUCUAAAGAUUCAGAAAGAAUAUUUCGGAGACUUGGAAGAACCAGUAGCGCAGCACAUGGAGAUCGAUGAGAUCCUUGAAGAAGCAAUCAACGAAAACAAUCCGAAGCCGGAAAGAAAAGACUCAUCCACACCGUCAGUCUUCUCUGAUUUUCCAUCUGAUGACGCCACUGGGGAUUCAGGAGGAUCAAUUCAAGAAGAUAUGGAUUCACUAAGUGAAUCACGAAUUGAAUACGUUGACAGUUUGGACGAAGAGUUUCUUAAUGAGUCAGUAGACAUGGAUAUCGACUUCUCAUUAGAUGAUGAUAUUGACUUGCUGAGCUCCUUAUCAGAUGAGACGAAUGAAGAUUAUGGAAAAAAUGAGCAGUUGAAUCAUCAAGUCGUCAGUAAUCCACCCAAGAAAAAUCUAAAACGGAAAUUGAAAUCCCAGGGAGAUGGGCCAAUUGCAAAAAAGAUCCCAGGUGGAGAACACGAAUCAUGGACCACCUUUCGCUCACUUGUCAAGAAUUAUGGUGGAAAUGAGAACCCGGAGGUGAAGGCAAUAUUAUCGAAUGAAGCCUUUCUGAAAUCUAUCAGCCCGGAAUUUCCAUAUUCCGAGAGAUCAAUCAGGGAUAUGCUGUCGAAAAAGGUCCAAGUGGCAGUGCAAACGGAUAGGGCGCCAACUUCUGUUCCCAGCUUCAUGAGAUUAAGUGGAUUCCACAACGCAUGGCUCAAAGCUCAAGAGCACCGAAAGAAGGCUCUAGAAGCCGUCGACGCACCACCAGCCCCUGAACCAGCUCCCAGCAAUCUCUUGAAAACAUCCGAAGCUCAGUCUAACUAG
Caenorhabditis remanei is the source of this 1692-nucleotide messenger RNA. RefSeq lists its product as uncharacterized. The coding region runs from base 1 to 1692 and encodes 563 amino acids. The record is from RefSeq and is a predicted model, not a curated record. The transcript is spliced from 4 exons. Lineage: Eukaryota; Metazoa; Nematoda; Chromadorea; Rhabditida; Rhabditidae.